This is a messenger RNA of Closterium sp. NIES-65, 1710 nucleotides long. The record is from the annotation of a GenBank genome assembly. Lineage: Eukaryota; Viridiplantae; Streptophyta; Zygnematophyceae; Desmidiales; Closteriaceae.
AUGGACGUGUGGGGCCCCGCCCGCAUCCGUGGACAGGGGCACGAGCGUUACUUCCUGUUGGUGGUUGACGACUACUCGCGUUACACCACACUCUUCCCCUUGCGCAGCAAGGGCGACGUCACAAAGGUGUUGAUGGACUGGAUCCGCGCAGCUUGUCUCCAGCUCAGGGAGAGUUUCGGCUCGGACUUUCCUGUUCUGCGUCGGCACUCUGACAGAGGCGGGGAGUUUUCCUCUGCCCAUCUGGGAACCUUCUUUCAGUACGCAGCGCAUCAGCUCAACCUCCAGCUCCGGGUCUCCUUGCCAGAGACCUCCCCUACCCUGUGGUGGAUAGGGAAGGUUGGCGAUGCGUCUGCGUUCCGGGUCCGGGGAUCUCGGGCAUUUGUUCGCGACUUGUCUGCGGACAAGCUGUCCCCCCGUGCUGUUCCCUGCGUCUUCCUUGGCUUCCCCCCUGAUGCGCCUGGUUGGCAGUUUUACCACCCCACCUCGCGCCGUGUUCUGUCCUCCCAGGACGUCACGUUUGACGAGUCGGUGCCAUACUACCGUUUCUUCCCCUACUGCACUGCGCCCCUCCCCCUGCCGCCGCUCUUCCUUGCGCCAGGUCCUCCCCUUGUAGACCCCCUCCCCCCUCAGGGUCCUGCCCCGUCAGGUGUGUCCCAGGUAGACGCACUCGAGCCUGUCGAGGUAGCUGUUGACUCGGGUGCUGCUAGAGGUGCUGUGCUUGCGGGUGCCGGGUCUGGAGGUGCUGAGCGUGAGGGUGCGGAGCCUGGGGGUGCUGAGUUUAGGGGUGCGGAGCCUGGGGGUGCUGAGCCUGGGGGUGCUGAGUCUGGGGGUGCUGAGCCUGGGGGUGCUGAGUCUGGGGGUCCUGAGCCUGGGGGUGCUGGGUCUGCUCGUGUGGCCUCGCGCGGUGCUUCUUCGAGGCAAGAGCCACUCUCUCCGCAGGAGCUGCGCGAGUGGUUUGCCCGACGUUGGAGCCGUGCUGCUGGAGCUGGAGGUACUACUGUUGCUGCUGGUGCUGCUGGAGGUACUUCUGGAGUUGCUGGCGGUACUGGAGCUAUUGGUCCUGCUGGAGUUGGUGCUGCUGGAGCUGCUAGAGCUGGAGCUGCUGGGGGUGUUGGCGCUGGUGGUGCUGCUGGCGUUGGUACGUCUGAGGGUGCUGGAGCUGGCGCUGUUGGAGCUGGAGGUGCUGCUAGCGCUGGUGCUACCGCUAGAGGUACUGGUGCUGUCCCUACUGGUUCUGGAGACGCUGCGCGGCCGAGGCCGUACUUUGUUCCGCUUCUUGAGCAGGUUCUUGGUCUUCCGCCUUCUACUGGUCCUGCCCCUUCCUUAGCGUGUCCACCGCCUGUCCAGUCGCAGUCACAUUUACAGCCCGCCUCCCCCCUGCCUGCUCCUUCUCCCUACACUGGUCCUACUGGAGGUCUUGCUGAGCGUCGUGAGCCUGCAUCUCGUCCUGCGUCGACUGUUCGUGCUGCUCGCACUGGUGGUCGUAUUGCGCGGCCGCAUCCUCCUGCGGUCCCAGGCACACACCAGAUGGCACUGCGUCCUUCCACUGCUCCUCUGCGUGUCCCGUUGCCGUCUCCUCUAGAGUCCUCUCUUCCUACUCUUGCUGAUCUGGAGUUUGACUCUCUUCGUGCUGCCAGUCCUUCUGUCACGCGUCUCCUGGCUACUGUUGUCAGUGACCCUUCCUUUGAGUCCGUAGCAAGGCGCAGCUGA